GUACCUGUGGUCAACCCUUCUGUAAAUAGCUAAACCAGUGACCCCACCCUUGGCACAGUUCUAAGUCAACCUUCCCGGUAGUGUUGAUAAACGGAAAGUUGGAAGCGUACAGUUAAUUUUAUCACCCAGUAAUAAUGGCAACAACAACGCCAACAACAGAAGCAACAACAGCAGCAACAAACCCUAUCAACACUACCAUUGAAAGCACCUCUACUGGGACAACAACAUCAACAUCAACAUCACUAACUACCCAAACAGAGAUCUUUAAUAGAACCACCACUUCACCCAUCACUAGUACUACAACAGACCAGGAUCAGCCAAGUUCUGUACCAGCUAUAGUUGGUGGAGUCAUCGGGGGUGUUGUGGUGUUAGUACUUGUUGCAGUACUUGUUUGUUUCGUCCUCAGACGUCGGCAUCGAAAACAGAUGAAAAAGAAACAAAAAGCGGAAAAUUUACCAACACUUCCGUCAGUAGCGGAUCUACAAGACGAGGAAAUAAAAUCCUCUAAACAAGGUAAAAAAAAGGACUGGUCAAUGAAAAGCGAGCCAGAACAGUAUUAUGUUAAUGAACAAAUAGGAGAAAAGGCAGGGGGGAAAUGUAAGGAAUCUCUGUAUAUACAGCCGCAGCCCCAAAGACCUCUCUAUACUGGACUUGAAGGUGUAGAGUAUUACAUGGAUAACAACUCCAAAAAGUCGGACCAAAAAACUACAGAUACCAUGGUGUACAGUGACCCCAACAACACUGAAGACAAAGAACAGACUUCCUAUACAAACUCUGAGGUAGGAAGUAAAGAUACAAGUGAAACGAGGGACUAUGUAAAUGUUCCCCAAAAAAAAAUGAAACCACCUGACGCAAAUCACACAGCCUACAAAAACAAUUGUGUCACCAAUGAUAAUGAAGAAUUGGGUUUUUAUGAAAAUGCAGAAAUGUAA
Messenger RNA from Ylistrum balloti, 932 nucleotides. RefSeq lists its product as uncharacterized. The transcript has 4 exons. Lineage: Eukaryota; Metazoa; Mollusca; Bivalvia; Pectinida; Pectinidae. The coding region runs from base 135 to 932 and encodes 265 amino acids. The record is from RefSeq and is a predicted model, not a curated record.